Molecule: messenger RNA, 3186 nt
Organism: Acomys russatus (golden spiny mouse)
Lineage: Eukaryota; Metazoa; Chordata; Mammalia; Rodentia; Muridae
Gene: Rps6ka3
Product: ribosomal protein S6 kinase A3
Exons: 21
Coding region: 263-2398 (711 amino acids)
Biological process (GO): protein phosphorylation; intracellular signal transduction
Molecular function (GO): ribosomal protein S6 kinase activity; magnesium ion binding; ATP binding
Source: RefSeq, a predicted model, not a curated record
AUCAGCAAAUCUAUUGCAGUUUCCUGUUCUGGCUUCCCCACCUAUCAGCUACAUGAGAGCCUCUGUAGGCAGGUUCCUCCUUUCUUUUACCACAGGAAAACUGUCCAGCCUCUUUUUCUAGCAUUUUCAGGACCCGCCUGACAGGAAAUUUUCUAAUUGCCAGAACAGCUGGUAGAAGAAAACUUUACAGUGGCUUGGCCUUCUCUUUCUAACUUAAGUUUUACCGUCAGGAAUUCUUUAUCAUCAGCAUGGUUUCAUAGCCAUGUUUAAAUUUCUGUCUUUUCGUGUUCGCGCUAUACAGGAGGAAGGCAGUAUCAAAGAAAUCGCAAUCACACAUCAUGUGAAGGAAGGACAUGAAAAGGCAGAUCCUUCCCAGUUUGAGCUUUUAAAAGUAUUAGGGCAGGGAUCAUUUGGAAAGGUUUUCUUAGUUAAAAAAAUCUCAGGCUCUGAUGCUAGACAGCUUUAUGCCAUGAAGGUAUUAAAGAAGGCCACGCUGAAAGUUCGAGACCGUGUUCGGACAAAAAUGGAGCGUGAUAUCUUGGUAGAAGUCAAUCAUCCCUUCAUUGUCAAAUUGCAUUAUGCUUUUCAAACUGAAGGGAAGUUGUACCUUAUUUUGGAUUUUCUCAGGGGAGGAGAUUUGUUUACACGCUUAUCCAAAGAGGUGAUGUUCACAGAAGAAGAUGUCAAAUUCUACUUGGCUGAACUUGCACUUGCUUUAGACCAUCUGCAUAGCCUGGGAAUAAUCUACAGAGACUUAAAACCAGAAAACAUACUUCUUGAUGAAGAAGGUCACAUCAAGUUAACUGAUUUUGGCCUAAGUAAGGAGUCUAUUGACCAUGAGAAGAAGGCUUAUUCUUUUUGCGGAACUGUGGAAUACAUGGCUCCCGAAGUCGUUAAUCGCAGAGGUCAUACUCAGAGUGCUGACUGGUGGUCUUUUGGUGUGUUAAUGUUUGAAAUGCUCACUGGUACACUACCUUUCCAAGGCAAAGAUCGUAAAGAAACAAUGACUAUGAUUCUUAAAGCCAAGCUCGGAAUGCCACAGUUUCUGAGUCCUGAAGCCCAGAGUCUUUUACGGAUGCUUUUCAAACGGAAUCCUGCAAACAGAUUAGGUGCUGGACCAGAUGGAGUUGAAGAAAUUAAAAGACAUUCAUUUUUUUCAACAAUAGACUGGAAUAAACUGUAUAGAAGAGAAAUUCACCCACCUUUUAAGCCUGCAACUGGCAGACCUGAAGAUACAUUUUAUUUUGAUCCUGAGUUUACUGCAAAAACUCCCAAAGAUUCACCUGGCAUUCCACCUAGUGCUAAUGCACAUCAGCUUUUCCGGGGGUUUAGUUUUGUUGCUAUUACCUCAGAUGAUGAAAGCCAAGCUAUGCAGACAGUCGGUGUGCAUUCAAUUGUUCAGCAAUUACACAGGAACAGUAUUCAAUUUACUGAUGGAUAUGAAGUAAAAGAGGAUAUUGGAGUUGGCUCAUACUCCGUUUGUAAGAGAUGUAUACAUAAAGCCACAAACAUGGAAUUUGCCGUGAAGAUUAUUGACAAAAGCAAGAGAGACCCAACAGAAGAGAUUGAGAUUCUUCUUCGUUAUGGACAGCAUCCAAACAUCAUUACCCUAAAGGAUGUGUAUGAUGAUGGAAAAUAUGUGUAUGUAGUAACAGAACUUAUGAAAGGAGGUGAAUUGCUGGAUAAAAUUCUUAGACAGAAGUUUUUCUCAGAGCGAGAGGCCAGUGCUGUCCUGUUUACUAUAACCAAAACUGUUGAGUAUCUUCAUGCACAAGGGGUGGUUCACAGAGACUUGAAACCUAGCAACAUUCUGUAUGUGGAUGAGUCUGGUAAUCCAGAAUCUAUUCGAAUUUGUGAUUUUGGCUUUGCAAAACAACUGAGAGCAGAAAAUGGUCUUCUCAUGACUCCUUGUUAUACUGCAAAUUUUGUUGCUCCAGAGGUUUUAAAACGACAAGGUUAUGAUGCUGCCUGUGACAUAUGGAGUCUUGGUGUCCUUCUUUAUACAAUGCUUACUGGUUACACUCCAUUUGCAAAUGGUCCUGAUGAUACUCCAGAGGAAAUAUUGGCACGAAUAGGUAGUGGAAAAUUCUCACUCAGUGGUGGUUACUGGAAUUCCGUUUCAGAUACAGCAAAGGACCUGGUUUCAAAGAUGCUUCAUGUAGAUCCUCAUCAGAGACUGACUGCUGCUCUUGUGCUCAGACAUCCUUGGAUUGUCCACUGGGACCAACUGCCACAGUACCAACUAAACAGACAGGAUGCACCGCAUCUCGUAAAGGGUGCCAUGGCAGCUACUUACUCUGCUUUAAACCGCAAUCAGUCACCAGUUUUGGAACCGGUAGGCCGCUCUACUCUAGCUCAGCGGAGAGGUAUUAAAAAAAUCACCUCAACAGCCCUGUGAAGUGACCUCAAGGAGAUAUUUGGUACCGCGAUGUAAGCUGAUAGCACAAGUUCUGGCGACAGGUAGCACAUACCUGAGAGACACCUGCAAGCACACACUGUCCCAGCUGGUACCCAUAAUGCUGCUGCUCCUGCUGCUCCUGCUUUCAUCUCUUCUCGCUUUAAUUGAUUGUUAGCAAGUUAGAUUUUCCUGGAGCUUCGAAAUGAAAAUGGAAAUAUGAUGAAGAUAUAUUCACUGAAUCAACAAGAAAAACAAUGAACACAUGAAUACCACCUAAAAUACACUGAAUAAACGUACUCUACACCAUAUAGCAUUAUUUUUAUAGGAAAUAUUUCAUGUCCCCUAAAUAUUCUUUGUUAGUUAUAGGGAUGGACAGUUUAUGUUAAGCACUUAGCUUAAACAAUCCAUUUAUAUUAGCACUGUAUCCCUUGUGCCAUCCAACAUUUUGUAUGUUUUUGUAAACAGUUCAUAUACAGUACAUUUCUGUACUGCUUUCUUUAAUGUAUACAUGCCUUGUUUAACUUGGAGUCUAUUAAUCAAUUGACUAUUAAAUCUGGAUAAAUAGUUCACCUGGAUUAACAGUAUUGUUGGGAAAUCUUAAAGAUGGCCAGCUUGAUGGAACAGCUGUUGAAUGUAAUUCUUUCAAAUUGUACAUAUCUUCCCCAUCUGUUUCACUGGGUUGUUCUUUUGUUUCUUCAAGUCAGGUGCUUGGUCAGACUAACCUAGGGAGCUGUUAAUGGUAGAGAAAGUUUUGCGUUCGUGUGUGUGUGUGUGUGUGUGUGUGUGUG